Messenger RNA from Notolabrus celidotus (New Zealand spotty), 2056 nucleotides. RefSeq lists its product as uncharacterized. The record is from RefSeq and is a predicted model, not a curated record. Gene Ontology annotation, molecular function: protein binding. NCBI's taxonomy places the organism in Eukaryota, Metazoa, Chordata, Actinopteri, Labriformes, Labridae. The transcript is spliced from 7 exons. Bases 281 to 2056 code for a protein of 591 amino acids.
GUUUUCAAGCCUCAAUGAUUAAAACUGUCCAGGAAUAUUUGAGAGGGAUGAAACGGUGAGACAGAAGUCAGAAUAAAUGAGGAGCUAAGAGCCUCCUUAAACGGACUGAAGACAAAGAUGGUUCACUUUGAGAAAUCCACACAGACCUGGGAACAAGCGUCCACUCAUAACAAGGUAGAACAGGGACUCAAACUAAAGUACAAAUCAGUCCUAAGCCUUCUUUCCUCACACUCUCCUGUUCCUGUCCUCCCAGGCUGAGGCCAAAUUCACAGAGGAGCAGAUGAAAAAAGAUUUUGAGAGUCUCCACCAGUUUUUGAGAGAGGAGGAAGCAGCCAGGCUUGUUUCCCUCAGGGAGAACAAGGAGGAGAGGAAGAGAGAGGCAGAGCAACAGAUCCACAGAAUGAACCAGGUGAUAAAGUCUCUGGAGGAGAAGAUCCAGGUGGUGGAGGAAGAGCUGGAUGCAGAUGGAGAUGGAGUGGAGUAUUUGGAGAACUACAAAGACUCAAUGAAGAGUACCUGCUCAGGUAACAAGGAGCCGCAGCAGAUUUGCAGACCUCUAAUAAACGUGUGUGAACACCUGGGUAACCUCCAGUUCACCGUGUGGGAGAAGAUGAAACACGUCACCCCGUACACUCCUGUGACCUUUGACCCCAGGACAGCUGGCUGGUCUCUAAGAGUGGCUCCUGGGUUAAACAGCGUUUGCAUCCGCCCUGGACCCUCACAGGGGCUGGACCUGAGUCUGGAUGUGUCUGUCCCAGAUAGCCCGAAGCGUUUCCACCCAUACUCCUGCAUCCUGGCAAGAGAGGGCUUUGACUCGGGAGUGCACUGCUGGGAUGUUCAGGUUGGUGACACCAGUAAUUGGACCGUGGGUGUAGCGGCUCAGUCAGCGUCCAGGAGGACAGAGUUGGAGGCCUCUCCAGAAGCAGGACUCUGGUGUAUCAGUCUGAAAGACAAUAAGUAUCAAGCCCUAACGGCUCCCUCUCAGGACCUGAAUCUGGACGACACACUUCAGCUGAGCAGCAUCUGUGUGAGACUGAACUGGGAUGAGGGGACUCUGGAUUUCAAAGAUGUUGAUACUGACACACAUCUGUUCACGUUCAGACAUCGCUUCACUGAGAAGGUGUACCCGUACUUUGAGAGCAUAUCGUUGUUUGGAGGCUUCGCUGUGUCGUCACAGAAAGUGGAGGUCAACGUGGGGUCAGAUUUUGUCCCCGUAGAAGAUACCGAGGAGGCUGAGGAGAUAAAAAGGAAUAACAGCGUAUCAUUGAUAUACAGCAACAGCACCACGCCAGAGUGUGGAUGUCUGACUGAAGAUAAAAACACAGUGAUUUGUCCUGUUGGUGACACCAGUAAUUGGACCGUGGGUGUAGCGGCUCAGUCAGCGUCCAGGAGGACAGAGUUGGAGGCCUCUCCAGAAGCAGGACUCUGGUGUAUCAGUCUGAAAGACAAUAAGUAUCAAGCCCUAACGGCUCCCUCUCAGGACCUGAAUCUGGACGACACACUUCAGCUGAGCAGCAUCUGUGUGAGACUGAACUGGGAUGAGGGGACUCUGGAUUUCAAAGAUGUUGAUACUGACACACAUCUGUUCACGUUCAGACAUCGCUUCACUGAGAAGGUGUACCCGUACUUUGAGAGCAUAUCGUUGUUUGGAGGCUUCGCUGUGUCGUCACAGAAAGUGGACGUCAACGUGGGGUCAGAUUUUGUCCCCGUAGAAGAUACCGAGGAGGCUGAGGAGAUAAAAAGGAAUAACAGCGUAUCAUUGAUAUACAGCAACAGCACCACACCAGAGUGUGGAUGUCUGACUGAAGAUAAAAACACAGUGAUUUGUCCUGUGAGAGAGGAGAAGAAGAGUAAACCACAAAGGAGCGCCGGGAAGGGCAAGCUUGUGAAAAUCAAACCAGCAGGACAGGAAAAGACGAAAGAAAACAAAGCUUCAGUGAAAAAUCAGAACAGCAAGCCCAAGUUCAGUGUUACGUAUCAUGUGUCACUGAACAGAGCGCUUCACUUUAUCAAAAAGUUAUCAGAACAUCAUGAAGAACUUUCCACUACUCAGUAA